This is a messenger RNA of Zingiber officinale, 504 nucleotides long. Its product is annotated as MADS-box protein AGL72-like. Bases 1 to 504 code for a protein of 167 amino acids. The record is from RefSeq and is a predicted model, not a curated record. NCBI's taxonomy places the organism in Eukaryota, Viridiplantae, Streptophyta, Magnoliopsida, Zingiberales, Zingiberaceae. Gene Ontology annotation, molecular function: zinc ion binding; protein dimerization activity; DNA binding. The transcript is spliced from 4 exons.
AUGGUGAGGGGGAAGACGCAGAUGAGGAGGAUAGAGAACCUGGCCAGCCGGCAGGUAACCUUUUCCAAGCACCGGAGAGGCCUUCUGAAGAAGGCCUUUGAGCUCUCCGUGCUCUGCGAUGCCGAGCACCAAAUGUCAAGUAUUCCCCAAGAGUUAAAUGCAUAUUUUGCAUUUUUGUUCGAACUUAUUGCUGGGAGGGGACCUUCUAUGGGUUUGAAUGUUAACCUUAGCCGAUAUGAUCUGUUUCAUGGCCAUCUCUUCAUUGCUGACUCUGGAAGACUUGGCAUUCUUUUGCCCCUAACACAAUUUCAUAUGCCAAUAGUAGUUUUUGUGGUUGUUGUUGUUGUGAUGCAGCUCAAGAAUGUUCACCAUGCCGGUCAACCAAUGCCUGGUGAGGAGCAAGAAGAUAUAGUCAUGACCAGUACCCAGAAUAACCUAUUAAAUAUGAAGUGCCCUUUGACAGGAAAGCCUGUUACAGAAUUGCAAAAUCCUGCCCACUGGUAA